AUGACGACUUAUACUGAAAAUAAUAUUUCUGUUGUUGAGAUAACUAAAUAUGGUGUUGACAAAUGUGAAGUUUAUUAUCAAAUGUAUCCUGAUCCAUCAUCAAAUCCAUAUAUCUUUAUUCCAUUUGCUAUUUUUUAUAUGGUAAUUUUUACUCUUGGUAUUAUUGGAAAUGUUUCUAUUAUUUAUGUUACAGUAAGACAUAAAGUAUUACAGAGUGUUCAAAAUAUGUUUAUACUUAAUUUGGCUGCUAGCGAUAUAAUUGUUUGUCUUUUAUCAUUACCAAUCACACCAGUCACAAAUGUCUUUAAAAAUUGGUAUUUUGGUGAAGUUUUAUGCCGUUUAAUUGCUCUUAUACAGGGUGUUAGUAUUUAUAUUUGCACUUUUAGUCUUGGAGCAAUAGCAGUUGAUCGUUAUAUUUUGGUUGUUAAGCCACAUUCUAAGGCACUUAGUAGAAAAGGAGCUUUAGUUGUAACUGGAAUUCUUUGGACAUUAUCUUUAAUAUUUAAUAUACCAUAUGUAUUAUUUAUGUAUAUCCAAAGUUAUGAGGGUGUAUGUGGAGUUUUUUGUACUGAAAAAUGGCCAAAUCCAGAAAGUAGACGUGCAUAUACAUUAAUGGUUAUGGUAGCACAGUUUGUCUUUCCAUUCAGUGUUAUGGCAUUUUGUUACGCUACUAUAUUUUCAAAAUUAAAAAGUAGAGCAAAAUUAAGAAUUAGAAAAAUAGAUGAACGAUUUGUUGCCUUAGGAAGAAGCUCAAAUUAUACAAAUAUUAGUGAACAUUUAGCUAUGGAAACUGAUAAUAAAACCUGUGUUGUUUUAAGUACAACAUUAACUGUAACUAAUAAUAUAGAAAUAAGUAAAGGUAAUGUACCAACAUUAGCAUUACAAAAAGAAAAAGAUAAACAACGUCUUCUUAAUCAAACAAGAAGAAAUACGAUAAUAUUAGUUAGUAUGGUUGUAAUAUUUGGUUUAACAUGGUUACCACAUAAUGUUGUUUCAUUAGUUCUUGAAUAUGAUGAAGAUCAAACAAUAUUUAAAAUAGAUGGUGAUGAUGAUUUAGAUUUAUCAUAUUUAGUAAAUUUAUUUACUCAUAGUAUUGCAAUGACUAAUAUUGUUUUUAAUCCAGUCCUUUAUGCAUGGUUAAAUCCACAAUUUCGAGAUUUAUGUAUUCAAACCUUUUAUAAAAAUCGAAAAGCCAAAAGUACAAAUAAAAACUUAAGUAAAUGCAUAACAUCUGAGACAAAAUUAAACCAUAAUGAUUCAUUUAUUCCUUUAAGGGAUGAAGGAAAAAAAAUAAUAACAUCUUAUCAAACUUCAAAAACGAUGGAACAACAACAAAAUAAUUUGUCAAAUGUUGUUAGUAAUAAUACUAAAAAACUUAUUAAAAAAAUAAAUAAUGAUAGUGUUGAAACAAUGAAAAUGUUAUCAUCCAAUUCAAGUUUCAUUGAUUGUGAAACUAUAGAAGGUCAAUUUAAUAGUAUAGAACAAAGUUCAUGUGAAGAUGUUAUUGUUUAA
Strongyloides ratti is the source of this 1512-nucleotide messenger RNA. RefSeq names its product Prolactin-releasing peptide receptor. Gene Ontology annotation, molecular function: neuropeptide binding; neuropeptide Y receptor activity. NCBI's taxonomy places the organism in Eukaryota, Metazoa, Nematoda, Chromadorea, Rhabditida, Strongyloididae. Gene Ontology annotation, biological process: G protein-coupled receptor signaling pathway. The record is from RefSeq and is a predicted model, not a curated record. Gene Ontology annotation, cellular component: plasma membrane; neuron projection. The coding region runs from base 1 to 1512 and encodes 503 amino acids. The transcript is spliced from 3 exons.